AGGAAGGGUUGAUGGGGUUUGAACUGAGCGGCGGAGCGGUUGGAGAGCGACCGUUCACCGUCGCGCCUUGUUCCGGAAUGACCUCGAAGGAGAAUCACGAUCCUCAGCGUCCUGGACUCAAGCCUCCGACUCCAGAUAGGUUUGGCAGUCCAAAGUACCUCUUGACGAAACAGCUGAGUGGGCCGUGUAUUUCUGCAUCAUCUUCACUAUUAUCUUUGAGAAACAUGUCUAAAGUUUCUACAGUAGCAACACCAGCAACAGCUUUGGGAUCUGGAGUUCAAAGAGUUGCUACAGCACAUGAAAGCCAGGAGCAGGUGGUUAAAAAUUGGUGUAUUGACAACUUUGACAUUGGACGCCCUCUUGGAAAAGGCAAAUUUGGGAAUGUCUACUUGGCUCGUGAACGGGAAUCGAAAUUUAUUCUGGCACUGAAAGUGCUCUUCAAGUCCCAGCUUGAGAAUGACAACGUUGAGCAUCAACUCCGAAGAGAAAUCGAAAUUCAGUCUCACCUCAAGCAUCCAAAUAUCCUGAGGCUCUACAAUUAUUUCUUUGACCGUACAAGAAUUUACCUCAUGUUAGAAUAUGCUCCUGGAGGAGAAUUGUACAAACAGUUGCAGAAAUGUGGCUUCUUCACUGAAGAAAGGAGUGCCACUUACAUUUUGGAGCUGGCAGAUGCAUUGCAAUAUUGUCAUUUGAAGAAGGUCAUUCAUAGAGACAUCAAACCAGAGAAUCUGCUCGUAGGCCUUCGUGGGGAACUGAAAAUAGCUGAUUUUGGUUGGUCUGUGCAUGCUCCUUCAUCAAGAAGAAAGACGUUUUGUGGGACUUUGGAUUACCUACCUCCAGAGAUGGUUGAAGGACGGAUGCAUGAUGAGAGAGUGGACUUGUGGUCCCUGGGCAUUCUGUGCUAUGAGUUCCUAGUAGGUCACCCUCCAUUCGAAUCAGGAUCUCACCAGGAGACUUACAGGAAAAUUUGUAAGGUUGAUGUCCAGUUUCCCUCCAGCAUGUCAGAAGGUGCAAAAAGUCUAAUCAGUCAAUUACUUCGCCACAACCCAGUACUGAGACUUCCCCUCAAGGAAGUGAUAGAACAUUCAUGGGUAAAAUCGAACGCCCGAAGGCUCCUUCCCCCCAAGUGUGCAACCAGUGAGAAUUAACGACUACUUCAUGAGUCCUGGGGAUUGCUGACUUGUAUUUAAGACAUGGAAUAUGCGGUGUGUAAUAUAUAAAUUAUAUACUCAGUUGUUCAGUAGCUCUUCCUGUUCCCGUGACCCUGUCUUUCUGUAUGCUUCUGUCAUUGUUAAAUUGUGUCCUCUGGUUUGUUCACGUUUGUCAGCAAAUGCCUGGACACACGUAGUAAAUCAUGUUUUCUGCUCAUUACAGCAAUUGUAAAUUAGAAGCAGUGUUUAUGGCCACAAAGUUGUAUAUGCCUCUUGUUUCAUAGUAAUUCACAACUAGUCAAAGCAAUUGUUACUGUCAUGUAAAGGUAGAUCCUAUUUUUUUAAAGUUUCACUUUGUUCAUUUGCAAAUAAACCAGAUGAAUCCUUAAA
Hypanus sabinus (Atlantic stingray) is the source of this 1541-nucleotide messenger RNA. RefSeq names its product aurora kinase C-like. The record is from RefSeq and is a predicted model, not a curated record. Bases 12 to 1148 code for a protein of 378 amino acids. Gene Ontology annotation, cellular component: spindle pole centrosome; spindle microtubule; spindle midzone. NCBI's taxonomy places the organism in Eukaryota, Metazoa, Chordata, Chondrichthyes, Myliobatiformes, Dasyatidae. The transcript has 8 exons. Gene Ontology annotation, molecular function: protein kinase activity; ATP binding. Gene Ontology annotation, biological process: protein phosphorylation; regulation of cytokinesis; mitotic spindle organization.